GAAAGCUGGCCAAUGCUUUGCACCAGCUAUGCAUUAGUUCAAACUUGAUAUGUAAAUUGAAAAAAUAUUUUUAUAAUUAGGCCUACCUUUUUUGUUGUUAUAGAAUCAAGCAAUAUGAAAGUCGUAUAGCAUAGCCUUAGUAUGAAGGAUUAAAGUAUGAAGAUUAUUAUUAAGUUUGACAAUAAAAAAUAAAAGUUCCUCACCUUUGGUGAAUGCAAAUUUGACCACCAGAAAACCAUGCUAAUAGGCAAUAUUUAUGUGGGACUGAUUCUGUGUGUGAGUAUAUCUGUGAUUUUGUAUUUUGUCGUAUUUUGAUCACUUUAGUUUCAUUUUCUGUCGGAAAAGGGGUGAAGUUGGAAUUGACAACAUGAACGAGGAGGACCUCCCCGAUGCUUCUGAAUCACUUUCUGAGGCAUCAGGCCAUUCCAGUAGAGAACAUCAACCCAAUGAUCUUCUUAACGAGGCCAUUCCUCCAGGAAAUGUCGAAGUUUCCCAUGUCAGCAGUAGUAAGGUGUCUCUUACAUGGGAAACACAGUCUGCUGGUGAGGUGGGGGGCUACGUUGUAACCAGUUUCUGUGAUUCAGAGGCACACCGAGAGCAGACAACAGAUUCAAACAGUGUGAAAUUCUCUGAUCUGAAGCCAGGGCUCAAGUAUGACUUCCAAAUUAAAACACAGCUGAAAAGCGGAGGACUCAGCCAGCCUGCCUUGACAUCUGCCCACACAGAAACUAAACUGGAGGAUUUUCUCAGAAAUCUUGGCUUAAAAGAGAUCUACAAGGAGAAGCUCUCAUUAAGCAGUGUGCUACAGAUUGACAAGAAGGCCGUCACAGAAGAAGCGGCUAAAUGUCUUUCAGACCUCCCUUGGUGCUUUCUCAAGAGGUUAAUGAUGGUCAAUGGGACUGCUAGAAAUGUGAAAUGUUCUGCAGGCAGUGAGUCACAGCAGGAUCUUCCUUGUGGGAAUGUCGGUUUAGAUCUUUACACCAUUUUGGGCCCUAAAAAGUCAGGUGAAUUUGUGAACCCAUUAGACAUUAUCACUGCUCUCUUUCUGUGCUCAAAUGGCCUCCUUCAGCAGGAAAUGGCAGUCAAAAUGUCCAUGUGUCAGUUUGGGUUGCCUCUACUGCUCCCUGAUUGUGGCACGCAGAAGCACACGCUCAUGCUUUGGGCUUUGAGAGGCAUUGUUAAAAAAUACAGAACUCAGGCACUCUCGGGCACCAAAAGCUUUAUUGAAAAAUCAAUUGUUGUCCCUGAAAUUCCGAUGGUGUCCUUUGUGAGACUGGGUGAAGGUUCUUUAUCGAAGUCAGAGAUUCUGAAUACACUCCUGAGCAAUCCCCAACAGUACCACAACACUUUUGUUCACCAUACCAUGGAAUGUGGUAAUGUUCCAAGGGAAAUUGCAGAUGGACUUGUGGAAACUAGUUGGUAUUUUCCCUGUGGUGGCCAAAACAUCGAUAUUUUCAAUGAACCAGUAGCUGUAGCUAAUCUCAGAGGAGACAUUUCUCUCUGUGAAUUGCAAUAUUCCUUUUUAUGCAAAACGUCUGCGGCAGUUUUUGUGUUUCUUGACAAUUUUGACAACCAAUAUGAACUACUCAAAAAACAACACGAAACAGAGAUUUUCUUGAUAGUCAAUGUGGAUAACAAGAAUUUCAACUCCGAAAGGUUCACGAAGGUACUGAAAGAAUUAAGAUUGCCACAGACCAACAUCGUUUGUAAGAGAAAGGAAGUCAACAAUGCUGACUUUGCAAAAGCCCUACAAGAUAUUGUAACAAAUAUUGUUAAAAACACAGAGAAAAAAAACAGCAUAGCGCAAAUGGCUGACAUUGCUACUGAGCUUGGAAUAAUGGUUGAUGAGAACGCCUCAGACUGUCGGAAAGCUGAGAAAAAUGCAGAAGCUAUCACCUCAAAAAUAACAGACACUGCACAGUACAAAGAGAAAGAACUUCCUCGGCAGGGAUCAAUAUGGAAAGAAUUGACCCAAUUAGAGAAGGAGGAAUGUCGGCUUCGAAAAGUUGGGGAUAAAGACAUAGAAAAAUACAAAUUUGGCCUACACCAGCAGAAAGCAAAACUCCGGGAACAGCAGAGGGAUAUGGACAUUUCAAAUGAUGUGAUCAGCUUCAUGAAAGCAAUCUCAUGUCCAGCUGUUGAACAGGCUUAUUUUUUAAAAUGGAUGCAAAUUAAAAUUGACAACUUGUCCCGGGAACAUUUAUCAAACCUCAGAGCAGAGUAUAAACACAAAAGUAAGAAUUCAAGCAAAGAAGAACUUAAAGUCAUUGAUCAACAACUAUCUAGAAGCUAUUUAGGCAUUGAAAACUACUUUCGAGAAAUUGGUCAAAUAUAUGAAUCUACAGUCUCCCUUCCUGAAUCAGAUUUGUUUCGUCAACAAUUCAUGCAUUUGCCCAAGUUGUGUGCCCAAUUACUCAUGAAUGGAUUUCCACUGGAGCUUGUGGACGGAGAAGCAUCAGGCAUUCCUUUGGCAUGGGUGAAGGACGUAUUUUCUGAGCUGAGAAAAAUGGUGGAUCCAGAGAGCAAGAUAAGAGUUGUCACAGUUAUUGGUAUUCAGAAGACAGGAAAGUCCACUCUUCUCAACACCAUGUUUGGAGUGCAUUUUUCAGUCAGCAGUGGCCGAUGCACGAGAGGGUCUUUCAUGUUGCUCAUCAGAGUGAACAAAGAGUACUCAAAAGAAAUUAACUGUGAUUUUCUGAUCAUCAUUGACACCGAAGGCCUGAAAUCGCUAGAGCUAGCACAAUUAGAAGAUAGUUAUGAGCACGACAAUGAGCUUGCAACUAUUGUUGUGGGGUUAAGUGACAUCACAUUAGUAAACAUUGCAAUGGACAACAUGACAGACAUGAAAGACGUCCUACAAAUUGUAGUACAUGCCUUUCUCAGGAUGAAAGAAGUUGGCAAAAAACCAAAAUGUCUGUUUGUUCAUCAGAACGUAUCGGAUGUGUCAGCUCAUGACAAUAACUUAAGGGACAGAACCGUGCUGUUACAACAGUUGAACGAGAUGACACAGGCAGCUGCCAAAGUUGAGAACAAAGAGGAAAACAAAAGCUUCAAGGAAGUAAUGGAAUAUGAUCCAGACACUGGCAACAAGUACAUUCCUGGACUAUGGCAUGGAAACCCACCAAUGGCACCAGUAAAUUCAGGUUACAGUGAAGCAGUUUAUGAACUGAAAACAAACAUUAUCCAAAUGUUGAAAGAUUGCAAGUCAUCUGCUUACAACUUGGAUCAAUUUAUGAAUAGGACAGCAAGCCUAUGGAAAGCCAUAAAACAUGAAGAUGUCAUAUUCAGCUUUAGAAAUAGCCUGGUGGCUGAUGCUUACAUGAAAAUAUGCACAGAAUUCAACAAGUGGGAAUGGGAAUUCAAAAUGCACAUGUACUCAUUGGAAACAAGUGCAAAAGCACAGAUUUCAAAUUUUGGAACAAGUGCUGGCAUAUCUGAGUCAUCUAACAUCAGAGAACUUGUCACGGAAUUGAAUACUGAAGCCUGCUCAGAGCUGAUAAAAUGGGAAGACAAACUUAUUAACAAACUAGAACUAUAUUUCGAAACAGAUGGUCAGGUCCACCUAGUCGAGAGAUACAGAGAAGACUUCAUACAAAGUGCAAAAAUCCUAAGAAACAAAUCGGAAAGGUCCUUUAAGUCGGAAGUACAUAUAGCGGCUGAAAAUAAAGAGGCAAUGGCAAAAGUUGAGGAAGUAAAGAAAAGCACCACAAAACGUUUGGAGGGAGAAGUGCUUAGACUGCUAGAGGAAAGCCUUAAAAGUAAAAUCAUCCAAUCGGAUGAAGAGCUGAGAAAUUAUUUUGACCAGAUUUGGGAGAAAGCUACAGAACCUCUCCGUGACAAAGUAAUGCCCAAAAUCAAUGUCUAUAGUAGGGUUCAUUUUCAACUGAGAAAUAAUGUACUCCAAAUGGGUAUUCAUGCAAAUCAGAUAGUUAACGUAUCACUUAAAGAUCAUGGACAUGGGGAUUUCGAAGCAAAAUGUGGCAGGUGGUUAAAGGUGGUUAAAUUGACAGAAUUCAAACAGAGUUAUAGAGCAGAGUUACAAGCAAAAGCUGACGAAAUUAUAGCAAGUUGCAAAAGACUUGUAUCUGUUCAAAGGCAGGAGAAAACAGAUUACCAUGACAAUUACAUUCAGGAGAUUUUGCAGAUCAUUGAUGCGAAACUCAAUCUAGAAAGAGACGCACAAUAUGUACUGAGUUUAAAAUUACACAUUUGUGGUUAUGCAGCCAGAAUCUUUGAAGAAAUGCACCAGGAUUUCAUAACAGAAAAUUACCCAAUCGAGUGCGUCAAUCGAGACAACGAUCUUUUUUUUGAUGAUUUUAAAGACCUGUAUCACUUGGAGCAGGAUGAAAAGAAAGCUGAGGAAUUUGCUAAUCGUUGCCUCCAGCCUGCAGUGGAGACCUACAUUAGAGUUUCCUUGGUUCCAGAUGUUGUUGAUGAAAUGGUGUGUGGCAAUGAUCCAUUUAUUUUUAGCUCGCGCAUGUCUUUCCAAUAUUCUGUCUUAAAAGAUUUGCUUUCAAAAGACAAGUUUUGCCAUUUCAUAGAGUUCACCAGUUCAUAUGAGAAAUUCAUAAGGGAAUGGAUUCAGGAGCAAAUUGAGAAACGCUUUUCAGAUGGGACUAAACUUUUGGAGUUGGAGGAUAAAUAUCUAAAACAAUGUAUCAGAUGUAUUGACAAUGCUAUUCAAAAGGCCCAAGUGAACAAAGAAGCGACCCAAAAAGAGUUUGUUCAAGAUAUUUGCAAGGAACUUGGUGAUAAAUUGGUAAUCUCCCAGGAUGCUCUCAGCGCUUGCAUGGUGCUUUUGAAAGAAGCCACAGCAGAAAAGUUUGCAGACUUUCUUAAAAAAUCUGUGAAGGAAAUGGAACAAGCUCUGCAGAAAAAACAAAAACAAACUAAAUUCAAAGCGAAACUAGACGGACUCGGGUCAAAGCCACUAGAUAAGCUUACAGCUAAGUUAGUUGGAUGUGGUAAACAGUGCCCAUUCUGCAAGGCACCAUGUGAGGCAGGGGCAGGGGCUCACAAGGAUCAUCAUGUUGAAAUGCAUCGGCCAGAGGGGUUAGGAGGAUACAAAUCUGCCUCAAUGAAACUUAUUACUUCUAUUUGCACAUCCUCUGUCUCUACUGACAUGAGAUUCAGUAAUAGAGAUACUAAGGGGGAGUGGCAUCCUUACAAGGAAUUCAAAACAAUUUACAAGGAUUGGGAAAUUAGUGCAGAUAAAAGCUAUACAACAUCUGAUUAUUGGAAAUAUGUGAUGGUCAAGUUCAACAAGGACUUUGCUGAAUUUUAUGAUGCAGAGCCUGCAAAUAUUCCCACUGAAUGGAGAACAAUUAGCAAGGAAGAUGCUGAUAAAAGCCUUAAAAAGGCAUUUGGUGUCAUAUAGGACUUUUGGAGAAGAUGAGAGUUAGAUAUUUUUCUCUGACCAUGAGGAAGCGCAGCUUAUUUUUGACUAAUAUAUAUUUGAUCUAAUGGGAGCAUUAUGUAAAUCACCACAAUUUAUCAUGCGAUAUGUUAUGGUGAAGAAGUUAUCCUAUUACAUAUGUGAGGCAGGAAAGGCCGAACUGAGGAGAUCUAAGUAGUGACACAAGGAUGUGUGUCUUUAAUUGUAGUUCACACCAGUUGAUAACAAACUCAGCUCUGAACUUAACUUGCCUCUUUCAUUUUGCGGUUUGUUGUUGAAGUAAUGUCCAAUGGAACUUUUAAAAGUUUGAGCCUGAUGCUUAACAUUUUUGUUUGUUGAUUUGACAUUUGAUUUUAACGUAAUAUGCAAAGCAAAAAGGCUGCAUUUAAUUUGUUUAAUUGCUUCGCCUUACUUUUCUCUUGAAAAAUAUUAUUUGUGUCCAUAUUUAUGCUUAGGUUUAAAUGGUGUAUUUUUUUUUUUUAUUCCUCUUUCAUUCAAUGUUCACUUUGAUUUCUUUAUAAAAUGUGUUCAUGUGGCUUUGUUGGAUAAUCUCUCAGGCAUUGGUAUUCAGAAAUUAGUAGACAAUAUCUCUUGCAUUACUCAGGUGUUUUUUCAUUUUGAUAUUGUUACAGCAUCCCGACAUUUUUAAAAUAUAAUUUUUAAUUGCUUGUUUGAUUGAGCCAGUUGAGAAAUACCUGUCCAAAUUAAUUAAGCUGGUGUGUGUGAUUUUAUGGCAAGUUUGACUCAGAAAAGUGUCUAUGAAUGUUUUUAUUGUAUUUUCUGAUCAGAAGCAGAGCAAACACUUUGCACUUACUUCUAAAGUUAACCAAAAUAUCAUGUUUUCAUCGAUUUACUUCUUUACCUUUUUUCAAG
Molecule: messenger RNA, 6268 nt
Organism: Gadus chalcogrammus (walleye pollock)
Lineage: Eukaryota; Metazoa; Chordata; Actinopteri; Gadiformes; Gadidae
Product: interferon-induced very large GTPase 1-like
Exons: 4
Coding region: 368-5377 (1669 amino acids)
Molecular function (GO): protein binding; GTPase activity; GTP binding
Source: RefSeq, a predicted model, not a curated record